AUGGAUCCUUUACAAAGACCGGAGCUCCACAUCCUCCUGGAAGAGGCCGCCCGUCAUGCGCCUCAACUGCUGCCGGUGCUGGCGGAGCAGCUGGAGCAACGAGGGGUUGCACUGGAUUGGUCCUUGGGCAACGACUGUCGCAGCAACUUUGGCAGAUACGCGCUGGAUGCUGCGCUGGAGGUGCUGGUGAAGGAGAUGCGAAACGAGGCCGCAGCCCUCUCCCUGCUGUCCCUGGUUCAAGGAAGUGGCAAAGGUGACACUUCUCAAUUGGAUUCCGAUCCAUUAAUGCGUGCAGCGGCCGCGCAGGGGAUGACGAGGCUCGUGGAGAAAUUGGUGAAGGACUGCGGUGCAGAUGUGAAUUCCAAGGACCCUCGCUUUGGAAGUAGCGCCCUGGACCGAGCAUUGGAUGCUGGCAAGGAGCAAACGUCACUGAAGCUCUUGCAGCUGGGUGCCGAUCCAACCGUGGGCAAGGGCGUGGACUACGUUUUGGCUCGCGCAGGACCAAAGGUGCGGGCGCAGUUGCCGCUCAGCUCCAUGAGAAGCGCAGCUGGGGCAUCCUCAGAGGUGGACUUCAGCGGCCUGCGGAGCAAGCUCCAAAAGACUUCGGAGCGCAUGGUGCUACAGCAGCUGGAAAAUCAGAGGUUCUCCAAAGUGCAACUGGCACAGUUGCUGCAGGAAGCCGCAAGAAUCGGCUACAAGCCACGUCUUCUGCGACAGCUUUACGACACCUUGGCCGAAGAGCUUCCAUUGAACUGGGACGAGGCUGAUGUCACGUCCGACGCCGCCUUUGCACGGCGGCCGUUAGAUGUGGCACUGGAGACGGCGGUGGAGACUUUCAAUGAAUUUCUGCCGUUGCUGGUCCUCAUCCUGCAAAAAAGAUCAAACGCCCCCAUGGUUGUCGACGGUGGUCGCAGCUGGCGUGAGGUCCGCGAAAGUUAUGCUUUGCUGCCUUUGGAGCGACCAAGCCCAGUGGUAGACAGCUCCAGAAAACGAGCAUCUGAGGGAUAUCCGGUGAUCAUCCCAGCCCCCGAGCCUUGGCUGGGACGAAUGCUUCCAGAUGUCCAAGAGGAUGUUGCACCUUGGCGCACCGGGCUCUUUUGGACCAGCUUCGGUGGUUUGCUGGGCGUCCUCCACGGUGCAGCUGUGGCCUUCCUGAGCGAUGGCAGGUCUCGUUCCGCCUCGCGAUGUCAAGCUUUCAUGGUGGGUUUCAUGGCGUCAGCUCCCUGGUACAUGUCCAUGUUGGGCCUGUCAGGUGUCCUGUCAGUCUACGCCGCUCGCGCGGAGCGCGCUGGCCGCAGAAGGGCGGCAUUUUGGGAUGCGGAGUCCCAUCCGGCCUGUGAUUUGGGCUGAGCAAAGUCCAGCAGAAACGUCGCGAGCCGCAUCACGCUGUGAUCAGAACACCUUAAACGUUGCACUAGUUACUUGUUACCAUGGAAUCCCAGAGUGAGCGACACUCUGAUUUGAAAUGUGGAGAAUGGAGGACACCUUGAUACUCC
Cladocopium goreaui is the source of this 1496-nucleotide messenger RNA. Lineage: Eukaryota; Dinophyceae; Suessiales; Symbiodiniaceae. The record is from the annotation of a GenBank genome assembly.